AUGGCAGCACCAAAACAACCGAGAAAAAUAAUAUCGGGCAGCAGUUACGCUAAUGUAGCCAAGAGCUUAAGAAUAGCAAUUCUUCCGAAAUCUUACCCGGAAUCUACUCUUUCUAGGGAGGAGCAAGGUAAAAUCGAGGAACUUCUCAUUGAGGAGAUGUAUAAAGGAUGGGAUGCCAAGCUACGAUUUAGCGGGAUACACUUUCGCCCAGGACUUAUACUGGUUGACUGCGUAGACGAGGAUGCGGCUAAUUUUAUCCAUGGAACGGCACCUAAGCUGAACGGAUGGGAAGGCGCUGAACUCACCACGUGUGUCGGGGACAAGAUACCGAAAUUACACAUGUUGACAGUCUACCUCCCAAGAGCUAAAGGGGUCGACACGGAAAAGCUGCUAAAACUGCUCAUAACUCAAAAUGAGGGUCUACAUACUCAGAUGUGGAGAGUUUUUAGCAGCAAGGAUCUGAAAAAUGGCAAACUCCUAACAAUCGGGAUUGACAACCGGUCUCAGGAAGCCAUAACAAACAACGGCUGUAGGAUCUUCUACAGAUUUAGUUCCGUCCCAAUUCACCUGCAUAAAGGACGAGACAACAAGGAAAGAAGUAACUCAGCUGGGGAAAAUACACCAGCUGUAGGAACGAUACCUGCAACUGUUGCGGAACUAGUGGAGGAGGAGGCGACCAGGAGCGAGAAGAUUGAAGAUAUCAGCGUGCUACCUCACGAGAGUGAGGACAUUGAGAAUCUAGAUCUCUCUCUACUGAACUUGGCGUCCGAGGAAGACUCCGAAAGAAUCUUUCUGUCAGACAUCGACGACGGUCUGAUAGAAGAAACGAAGGAGGAAUAA
Messenger RNA from Teleopsis dalmanni, 840 nucleotides. RefSeq lists its product as uncharacterized. Bases 1 to 840 code for a protein of 279 amino acids. The record is from RefSeq and is a predicted model, not a curated record. Lineage: Eukaryota; Metazoa; Arthropoda; Insecta; Diptera; Diopsidae. The transcript has a single exon.